AUAGAGAACUUUCAUCGUUCAUUUAACAAGCUAAAUGUUCCCUAUGUAUAGUACCCUAUGUAGUAGUGCAGCUGUUGAUCGUUAUUAACUUUCACAUAGAGUCUCAUCUCGGGAUCAUGCAUAGCUCAUCAAUUCCUUCCGUUACUUAAUAAAUGAAGUCGAUCAUUUCACAAUUCACUCCUUUCUUCUUUCGUCGUUUCGAAUAACUGUGCACAGACUGUAAUAAGGAUAAGUAGAAAGUGCGGAUGGCUAUACAUCAAAGAGACUGAUUGUUCUGGGCACGCUGUAAUAGUUGGUACACAGUGUUUAGCAGGACUUUGAUAUUAGAUCGUUAUCGUCUAGUGAUUAGAAGCUCGGUAUGACUAUUUUACGAGUCGGCGACGUCUCCAUCACUUUCACGUCGUUUUUUAUGAAACUCAUAGGAUUUUGGCUUGCUGCCAAUCGCAGUGAACAACGGCUCAGAGACGUCACACUGUUUUAUACCAUGUUCGCGAUUCUUUUCGCCUUGUGGAUUCAGACUGUGGAUUUCUAUCACUCCCGCGAAGAUUUUGGGGCUUGUCUUUAUAAUGCAUGCAACAUUUUGUCGCUGACAGUGCCAAUGUUUAAGAUACUCGUUCUGCUUGUGCACAAAAAGAAAUUUUUUAAUUUAAUUACAUAUUUCGAGCGAAAUUUUCUGCAUGCAAAUUAUGACAAAUACGAAGCAUCGGUGUUGGCCAGUUGCAAACGCCAAUGCACUUUUUUCAUUUGUAUCUUUAUUUUCUUUACCGAAAUCACCGUUAUGUCUUACAUCGGUACACCAAUUAUUGCGAACAUCGGAAAGAACGAAUCUGAGAGGGAACUUCCGUUCAAUAUGUGGGUUAAUUUGCCAGUGACCAUGACACCGUAUUUUGAAAUCUUUUUCACUGUGGAGGCUCUAUGCGUCUAUCACAUUGGGUUGGCAUAUUUUUGUUUCGACAAUAUAUUAUGCAUCCUGAGCCUACAUCUGGCUGGACAGUUUAAAAUAUUGCAAUAUAGAUUAUCGAGCAAAUAUAUUGUAACCCUUGAAAAGAAUUCGGAGAAGAAUUGUUCGAAACUUUUAAACGAUUCUUAUGGUACCUUUAAAGGAUGCAUUCGACAGCAUCAAACACUCAUCGCGUUUUGCAAUCAGCUUGAGGAAGUAUUCAGUCUGAUUGUACUCGUGCAAGUCAUGGCAUUCAGUUUGUUAAUUUGUCUCGAUGGGUUUCAAAUGCUUCUGGCAGAUCUGCCAUUCAGACGACUUAUCUUUUUCUUCCACUUCAUGGCGACCACCUGUCAAUUACUGAUGUUCUCGUACAGUUGUGACCGCAUCAUUCGAGAAAGUAUGAAAUUGGCCCCGGCAGUAUAUUCUGGACCGUGGCUCCUUUUUCCCAUAAGUGAAAACGGACAGAAGAUAAAGAAAGAUUUGAUAAUGGUCAUCAUGAGAUCUAAUGUACCCUGCUGCCUUACAGGCAGUGGAUUCUUCAUGGUGUCUUUGGAAACCUACACAAAGGUUUUAACUACAGCUGCAUCCUACUUUACACUGUUACAACAAACCCAGGAUACUAUUAGUUAGUUCGUAGUAUUUUAUGAUUGUAAUAUUCUGCAUGCUCUGCACAGAAAACAGUGUAUGAUUGUUGAACAGAAUGUAAAUGAAUUAUUCGUAUCUGUUGCAUGAUAAAAACGGUACUACGAAAGAAAAAUAGUUAUAUUUCUUCAAAUCAAAUUGUUUGGUAUUUGAUCGUUGUUUCAUGUCAUGGCAUUUUUCUGUAAUUUUCGGUAAAAUUUUGAAAUUUUUUAACCGUCUUUGAAAAAAGUUUAGUCAAUUAGAAUCGGGGUCUUUACAGGGGAUGGGACUCGUGGCGCUUCCUAGACGUCCGUGCAAUACUUCGCGGGGGAGUGCGCGAGGAGGAUUGUCGGGGGAAGGGAAGUCUGAAGGGUCGGGAAGGCUCACAGGAAGGUUCACUACGUUACGCGUUCGAGAAUGGGACUAAAAAGGGACAAAUGGGAAGGGAAGGGGCUUGGACGAAAUCGCGGAGUAUCGUGCGCGAACGAAAGGACACGCCAAACGCUAAGCGCCAACUGACGACGGCUCGUCGUCGCCGCUGCGAUGAGACCGUCGCGUCGCAGGGAAUUUUUGGAGAGGGGAUUGGCCGGUGAUCGGGAUCGGUAGGGCUGACGGGCCUUGGGCUCGACGGUAGAUGGUCCCACGGUGUCCUUUUGUGGGGGGCUGAAGGGUCAUCGUCGGCCUCGGGGCGGGGUCCUCCUGG
This is a messenger RNA of Osmia lignaria (orchard mason bee), 2264 nucleotides long. RefSeq names its product odorant receptor 13a-like. Gene Ontology annotation, biological process: sensory perception of smell; detection of chemical stimulus involved in sensory perception of smell. The record is from RefSeq and is a predicted model, not a curated record. Gene Ontology annotation, molecular function: olfactory receptor activity; odorant binding. NCBI's taxonomy places the organism in Eukaryota, Metazoa, Arthropoda, Insecta, Hymenoptera, Megachilidae. Gene Ontology annotation, cellular component: plasma membrane.